Molecule: messenger RNA, 164 nt
Organism: Paramuricea clavata
Lineage: Eukaryota; Metazoa; Cnidaria; Anthozoa; Malacalcyonacea; Plexauridae
Source: the annotation of a GenBank genome assembly
AUGGCCGCCAGCAGUAAGAGAGAAAGCCGUAGAAAAUGCAAAAUCGAUGUCGACUACGUGCAGAUGAACUCUUUAUCAUCUGUUGUAUUGUACAAUAGUAAGCCGAAAAGGCGAGAUUCGAAAUUUUAUGCUGCCGAAAGAGUUAUCACGCGAAGAAAAAAGCC